This is a messenger RNA of Trichoplax adhaerens, 372 nucleotides long. RefSeq lists its product as uncharacterized. The transcript has 3 exons. The record is from RefSeq and is a predicted model, not a curated record. Lineage: Eukaryota; Metazoa; Placozoa; Uniplacotomia; Trichoplacea; Trichoplacidae. The coding region runs from base 1 to 372 and encodes 123 amino acids.
AUGAGUGUAUAUACAACUACUAGAUACAAUAAGAAUUAUCAGUAUCUAAACUGUAACAUGCAGACGUUACCUAAUGGCCUAGGUAUGGGCGGUCAAUUUGAUUAUUUUGGAUUAUGGAUUGAUGCGGAAUACGGUAAAGGCCAUAGUAUGGCUGGACCAAAGUGUACAACCUACGGAAGUCCACAAUUGUCCGGGAAUAAAACUUUUGAGAUUGAUUGUCUGGAAGUAUGGAGUAUCGGAAAAAAGAAGAAGGACGAUGAUAAUGAUAAUAAAAGAAGUAUACUCGAUCAAGAUCCUAGUGCUAAAGCCCUACUGGAGUUGAUGGGUAAGAAGCAACAUAGUGAAGGGCUUAGGGAACCUGAAAAUAACUAA